AUGUCCGUACUUGACUUUGCCAGCCCCUCCGGCCUUAAACAUUGCAACAAACCUACCUACCCUACGUCAAAUCCCCAGGAACUCUCCCUAGGACGACUGCCGUCGCUGAGCCCGAGGCGGCAAAAUGCCGUUCGAAAAUUUAGACAUUUCCAUCAUACCAAAAUCGUAUCUAUUCCCGAGUACAAUUCCAAGCGACCGCAGUCCGUGCUUCGGUUUCCGGAUCGAGCCGUUAACGGAAUCGGGUGUGGCAGGCGAAGUCACAGUCGCAUUGCUGCCGACACGGGUGACUUGGCCGGCGUACAUAAUGCUAUUGGGAUAACGUACCAGACACCCCACAGCGGGACUGUCCUCUGGUCCCGCCUCAACACCUCUAUCCCAAGCCACGGUCACUCCCAAGCCAACAGGCCCAGCCCCAGUCCCAACAGCUCGCCCCGAAACUCAAUACCAACCCUCUCUCGUGCGGGAGGGAGUCAUAUCUAUUGCGGAAAUAUCAUCGCCGGCGCAAGCCGCGCUGGUGUGCCGUUAGCGAAGAAACUGAGAGCGGAAUGCUGGAUUGGUGCGCAUGAUGAGGAGAACAUUAGUGGCGGCGUUAUCAUGAAGUUUUCUCAAGAGUGAAAGAGGAAUGAUCGGGGAUAUUUAUGAGAAGGGAUGGGGUUUGUAUGUGAUGUUAGAGAUUUGG
Molecule: messenger RNA, 679 nt
Organism: Blastomyces dermatitidis ER-3
Lineage: Eukaryota; Fungi; Ascomycota; Eurotiomycetes; Onygenales; Ajellomycetaceae
Exons: 2
Coding region: 1-615 (204 amino acids)
Source: RefSeq, a predicted model, not a curated record